Molecule: messenger RNA, 687 nt
Organism: Epithele typhae
Lineage: Eukaryota; Fungi; Basidiomycota; Agaricomycetes; Polyporales; Epitheliaceae
Exons: 3
Coding region: 1-687 (228 amino acids)
Biological process (GO): glycosphingolipid biosynthetic process
Molecular function (GO): hexosyltransferase activity
Source: RefSeq, a predicted model, not a curated record
AUGCUCCUGACGAUUCACUGCUGCUCGAGCUUCUUCGCGACGCAGGACAAGUGGGUGGCGCGCUUCCCAGGUGCGUUCACGCUGCGGGUCGUGGACUACGCCAGCCUCGCGCGGGGGACGCCACUGGAGGGGAGCCCGCUGCUGGACGUGUCGGAUGCAAAGGCGUGGAUCGACGGGGACCUGGUGCGCCUGCUCGUGAUCUGGGCGUACGGGGGCGUGUGGGUGGACAUGGACUCGCUGCUCACGCGCGACCUCGCGCCGCUGCUCGAGUACGAGUUCGUCACGCAGUGGGACCGCUACGACAAGAAGUACGUGCCGAUGAACGGCGCACUCAUGCACUUCCACAAGCACUCGCCCUACCUCUGCGAGGCCUUCCACGUGAUGACGACCUCCGCGCCCCCGCGCAAGGGCACGACCGACUGGAGCGCGACGCUCUACCUCAAGCUCCGCCACCGGCUCCUCCACGGAGGGAUCCCGCCGUUCCAGGUGCUCCCCUUCUGCUUCACCGACGCGCGCUCCUGCCAGCUCGACGACCGCCUGCCCGACCCGUUCGUGGCCAACCCGGCCGACGGCCGGUGGGCGAUGGGCUUCGGGCGUGAGGACGGCGGCGUGGACAACGUGCUGAAGAAGGUGUUCUCGGUGCAUCUGCACAACCAGUGGGAGAAGCCAUCCUCGAAGGGCGGGUGA